AUGAAGUCAUCUUCCCCCUUUUUCAAUCCUGCAUGGAGUAAAGUAUCAACACCCACUGGCAGCACCUUCACGCUACCAGCCGAACGCAGCAACAGUAUGACGGGAAGUCCGGCAACUUUGCCCAUGAAUCCUACGAUCCGUUUUGGAAAUAGCCUUCCUGCUGCCGUUUCUGGUGAGACUGAUAUCAUUCCUACUGCCAUUGUUAUCAAGAAUAUUCCUUUCAACAUUAAGCGAGAGCAACUUCUUCAUGUAAUUCGUGACCUUGGUAUCCCUGUGCCUUACGCCUUUAAUUAUCACUUUGACCAAGGCAUUUUCCGUGGGUUGGCGUUUGCUAAUUUUCAUUCUCCUGUGGAAGCCAAUGAAGUGGUCAAUGCAUUAAAUGGUCUAGAGAAGAAAGACAUGUUGUUCAUCUAG
Molecule: messenger RNA, 414 nt
Organism: Malassezia sympodialis ATCC 42132
Lineage: Eukaryota; Fungi; Basidiomycota; Malasseziomycetes; Malasseziales; Malasseziaceae
Exons: 2
Coding region: 1-414 (137 amino acids)
Source: RefSeq, a predicted model, not a curated record